Sparassis crispa is the source of this 1068-nucleotide messenger RNA. RefSeq names its product Clavaminate synthase-like protein. The record is from RefSeq and is a predicted model, not a curated record. Gene Ontology annotation, molecular function: dioxygenase activity. NCBI's taxonomy places the organism in Eukaryota, Fungi, Basidiomycota, Agaricomycetes, Polyporales, Sparassidaceae. Bases 1 to 1068 code for a protein of 355 amino acids. The transcript has 7 exons.
AUGCCAGGCCUUACGACCUUCCCGCCCUUUCCGGACGACGUGCCCACUCACCCGCUGCUCGUCGUCGACUUCCAGCUGAUCAGGGCCGGUGAUCCCUCGGAGAUCGACAAAUUGUGGAAGGCGGCGACCGAGCUUGGGUUCUGGUACUUAAAGAAUCAUGGAACGGAUGAAGAGGUGAACGGGAUGUUCGAGAUGGGUGCCGAGACGAUGGCGCUCACGAUGGAGGAGAAAAUGAAAUAUGAGCAGGGCGACGAGGGCAUGUCCUGCGGAUAUAAAGCAGCAGGCGCCAGUGCAACAGAUGAGACGGGCGCGAAAGACUCCGCAGAGUUCAUCAAUGUCGCCAAAGACGACGCGCUGGCAUGGCCUGGGCUGGUUUACCGCAUCUACCCGUCGACGGUCAAUGCCCGCAUGGAGUCCACCAUCAUUCCCUUUGUACGCAAGUCGGUGGAGGUGACGAACACACUGAUUGACGUGCUGAAUACGAGGCUCGGCCUCCCAGGUGGCGCGCUUGUAAACCUGCAUGCAAUUGAGGAGCAUAGCGGAAGUGAGGCUAGGUGCAUCAGGACUCCGCCGCGCCCUGUUGACUUCUCAGAGGAUAAGGCGACUCUGGGGGCUCAUACCGACUUUGGCUCGUUGUCUUUCCUGCACAAUCGUCUUGGCGGCUUGCAGGUUCUAGUCCCAGGCACGGCGCAGUGGCAAUACGUCAGGCCUAUCCCCGGGUAUGCGAUAUGCAACAUUGGGGACGCACUCACAAUCUUCAGCGGUGGGAUUCUUCGCUCAAACCUCCAUCGUGUGGUUCCUCCGCCGAAAGACCAAGGAAAUUAUGAGCGCUGGUCUCUGGUAUUUUUCUUGAGGCCAAGUAAUUCGAUCGAGCUGCGGGCUCUUGCAGAACAGAGUCAACUCAUCGCGGAAACGGUAUCACGGGCGCCAGCGGGCAAAUUCCAACCCGGCUCGACCGCCAAGGAGUGGUUCGCCAGGCGGGUGAAGUAUCAAAGAGUCAAGAAUAGGACGGGUCCCGAGACAUGGCGCGCGAGUAGGGGAAUGGAGCACGCGCCUGCUGCGAUCUAA